Messenger RNA from Lathyrus sativus (Indian pea), 1569 nucleotides. NCBI's taxonomy places the organism in Eukaryota, Viridiplantae, Streptophyta, Magnoliopsida, Fabales, Fabaceae. The record is from the annotation of a GenBank genome assembly.
AUGUCUCGUUGCUUCUCUUUCCCACCUCCAGGGUAUUUGAGGAAUACCGAUACCUUGAUCGAAGAAUCGAUUAAGAUCCAAUUGGAUACGGAGAAGCCCAUUAAAGGCAGGAAGGAGAAAAAAGACAAGAAGAAUAGGAAUGAGACUAAGGAGGAAAGGAAGUUGAGGAAGGAUAAGAAGAAGGAGAGGAAGGAGAAAAGGAAAAGGGAGGAAGAACAAGCUAAAAAAGAUUCAAAGCUCAAGCUUACGAAUGAAGUGACGGAGCCAAAAGACAAUGGGAAGUUGCAAAAGGGUGAAUAUUAUGAGAAUGAAUAUUUUGAGAAGAGUGAUAUUACAGAGGAACUUUGCAAGCCCGUCUCUUCUCCUCAAGAGCCUUACUCAUCUGACAGCUCUCAAAGCAGCAAGAGGAAGAGGGACACCUUGUUACCUAGCAAAGAUCAGGGAACAGGCUUUAGAAUUCGACUACCAUUGAGGAAACAUAGAGAAUCUGAAGAAGUUAAACAAGGAUUUAAAUUGGGUUCUUCUUCAAGAAGUGUUGGAAUUUCAGAUUCAAUUAUUCAGGAAACAAAAAGAGUUCAACUGCCAUUGAAGAAUGUUGAGACCCCAAAUAAGCUGGUUGGAACUUCUGCUUCCCAAAAUUGUAGGCCAAUAAUGAAAAAAGUUGAAGCUCAUUCUUCCUCCCAAGGUUUCAGACCACCGCCUAGAAGAGUUGGUACCCUCCUCCCUGGAAAUUCUGCUUCCCGAGUUUGCAGACCACCAGUGAAAAAAGUUGAAACCCUCUUCCCUGGAACUUCUGCUUCCCAAGUUUGCAGACCACCAUUGAAAAAAGUUGAAGCCCUCCUCCCUGGAACUUCUGCUUCCCAAGUUUGCAGGCCACUAUUGAAAAAAGUUGAAACCCUCCUCCCUGGAACUUCUGCUUCCCAAGUUUGCAGACCACCGUUGAAAAAAGUUGAAACCCUCCUCCCUGGAACUUCUGCUUCCCAAGUUUGCAGACCACCGUUGAAAAAAGUUGAAACCCUCCUCCCUGGAAAUUCUGCUUCCCAAGUUUGCAGACCACCAUUGAAAAAGGUUGAAACCCUCCCCCUUGAAAAUUCUGCCUCGAGGGAAGAAGCUACCCCGAAUCAGCACCCUGUAAGUUCUACCUCCAAAGUUUGCAGACCACCAUUGAGUAAAGACCAGUCACCUAGUCAGCUCAAUGUAAAUUCUUGUUCCAAAGUUUGUAGACCACCAUUGCAGAAAGAUGAGACUCGUAGUCUGCUCGAAGUUUCCAAACCAUUGAAUAGUUUGGAUCCACCUUCCAAGCCAUUGAAAAAUAAAACAGUUGACAAAGAAAGUCUAAGAAUGGAAUCUUUAUAUAAUUCCUUACUUAAAAUUCCUCCGGUAACGUAUUAUUUUGAUUCAAUGGAUCAAGAUUGGUUAUUUAGUUCUGCACUGACAGAAGCAAAGCCUGUAUCCAAGAAACAGAAGAUUGAUGAUGCCAUUCAGUGUUCAAAAUCUCUAUGGCCUUCUAGGGCUCAAUAUAUGCCCGAGGUUGAAAUGUAUGCUUUGCCUUACACAGUUCCAUUUUGA